AUGGGAUUACUGGAACAGAUACCGCCAGAAGUGCAGGAAAACCUGAACAGGAUAUGGACGUCGCCCAAGAAGAGGGCUGCCUCAAUGGCCGUGUUUAUCAUGGUCACAUUGGUGCUGGUGUAUAGCACGAUCAACCCUUCUUCAGGCGCUUCGUCGAUAUUGCCUUUGGAUCCACAGCGGUCCAACAUAGGAUCAAUACGGCGUAGUGAUUGGAGCUUGACGAGUGACUUCGAUAUUGUUGUAUCACAUUAUAACGAGGAUGUCAACAUGAUGCGGGAGACUAUCGAUUCAGUAAAGUCGAGACUACCUCAUAGUCGUAGCAAUCGUGUGAUUAUCUAUCACAAGGGUUCAAGAGAUAAGCAAGGGCUGGAGGAGCUUUUAGAUAUGUCAGAUGAGGUAGUACAGCUGGAGAAUCUAGGGAGGGAAGGGGAAACGUACCUUUCACACAUAGUAAGACAUUAUGAUACUCCCGUGACCAACCUCGCCGAGCACACGAUCUUCAUGCAGCCGCAUCUCGCAUGGCAUUGGGUCUUCUUACCCCGACUGGAACGGGUACUUCAGUCUGACACUGGGUUUCUAUCUUUUGGUCCAUAUCUCUCGCACACCUGCGGCAACGAUUCUGCUGGACAGGUCUUCCCUAGGAUGGCCGAUAUAUAUAGUAUGUUCAGGAUGGAUCUUUGUCCUCCGGAACCGGUUUUAGCGACAUGGGCUGGACAAUUUGUGGUCUCACGCACAAGGAUAUUGGAGAACCCACGACGGGCGUAUGCGAAUCUGAGAGGAAAGUUUCACGUAGGCAAGGAUCAUUGGAUAUACAAAGAGGGAUGGUGGAACAAUGAGCCGUCGAAUCCUACGUUGGGACAUGCGCUUGAACGAUCUUGGCCAAUGAUCUUCAAUUGUACCGAUGCGACAAAGGCCGAUACUUGUGGUGAAGAGGGUCACGGCAGUAGCUGUCAGUGUUUGGACGAAUAG
Molecule: messenger RNA, 969 nt
Organism: Kwoniella botswanensis
Lineage: Eukaryota; Fungi; Basidiomycota; Tremellomycetes; Tremellales; Cryptococcaceae
Exons: 7
Coding region: 1-969 (322 amino acids)
Source: RefSeq, a predicted model, not a curated record